This is a messenger RNA of Brienomyrus brachyistius, 9088 nucleotides long. RefSeq names its product diacylglycerol kinase, eta (gene dgkh). The record is from RefSeq and is a predicted model, not a curated record. The coding region runs from base 595 to 4386 and encodes 1263 amino acids. The transcript is spliced from 32 exons. Gene Ontology annotation, biological process: lipid phosphorylation; intracellular signal transduction; diacylglycerol metabolic process. NCBI's taxonomy places the organism in Eukaryota, Metazoa, Chordata, Actinopteri, Osteoglossiformes, Mormyridae. Gene Ontology annotation, molecular function: protein binding; ATP-dependent diacylglycerol kinase activity.
UAACAUAAUGACAUAAUUUGAAUACAAUCGUCAUUGAAUCAUUUUCACCAUUGUGUGAACAUUACUUUACAGGAAUCUGAAUAAAGCCAGAAUGCAAAUCUUAGACAACCUUUAGACAACAUAAUUGAAGUUAACUGUAUUUCAAUGAAUUUAUGAUACUGUAACCAUACUGGAUUUUGUUUAUUUAGCGUUAAAUCAAGCUGUGUUUGAGGAGAACGACUUUUCGACAAUGUGCAAUGGAUAAAUAUUUUUUCCGCUGAAUAGAAAUGCUCCCGCUAUGUUUAUUUUUGUUCCUAAUAUAGGAGUUUUAUGUGUGCUAAGAAUGGGCAGGGAGCACACGGGUGAUCCCCGGUGCUCCUGCGCUUCCAGCAGCCGCUAGGGUCUGCUGCAGAGGUUUCCUCCCGAUUCCGCACGGCAUAGGCGGCAGGGGCGAUCCCCAGCCUCCAAGUGCCCCCCAAAGCCGCGAAAGCACUUAGAGUAAAUGCCUAGCACACGAUCAUGGCAGCUCCGCACGGGCUCCUGUGCUCCUGUACGGUUUUCAAAUAGGAGCCGGAGAAAGAGGCGGCCGCCGCGCCCGGGAUCGGCGGCUCCGGGAUGCACCGGCAUGUCAUGGGGGCGGUCGGAGGGCCGGGUGCGGUGGACGAGUCCUCUGAUAGCGAGGGGGAACAAGAAGGGCCCCAGAAACUCAUCAGAAAAGUGUCAACAUCUGGGCAGAUCAGGAGCAAGACAAGCAUAAAGGAAGGGCUACUGCUAAAACAGACCAGCUCCUUCCAGCGGUGGAAGAAGCGAUACUUUAAGCUACGGGGGAGGACGCUGUACUAUGCCAAGGAUGCCAAGGGGGGUGGUGUGCUGGCCCGUUGGCAGGAGAGAGCGCACCGGGCGUCCCGGAGCAGGGUUUUCUGGAGGGCACUCUCCAUGUGCUGGACCGGGCCCCGCCGUGCCCCCCCCUCUCUGGGCGCCGGUGGAUCAGAGGAAGGUUUGGUAACAGGCCGGUCCCUCAUUUUCGACGAAGUGGAUCUGUCUGACGCCAGCGUGGCGGAAUCGAGCACCAAGAAUGUCAACAACAGCUUCACGGUGAUCACUCCAUUCCGACGGCUCAUCCUCUGCGCAGAGAACAGGAAAGAGAUGGAGGACUGGAUCAGCUCCCUAAAAUCCGUCCAGUCCAGGGAACAUUAUGAGACGGCACAGUUUAAUGUGGAACAUUUCUCAGGGAUGCACAACUGGUAUGCCUGCUCCCACGCCCGCCCCACCUUCUGCAACGUCUGCCGGGACAGCCUGUCGGGGGUCACCUCGCAUGGCCUCUCCUGUGAAGUCUGCAAGUUUAAAGCCCACAAGCGCUGUGCCGUUAGGGCGACAAACAACUGCAAAUGGACGACGUUGGCCUCCAUCGGGAAGGACAUCAUCGAGGACGAGGAUGGAAUCGCUAUGCCGCACCAGUGGCUGGAGGGGAACCUGCCCGUCAGCGCCAAAUGCGCCGUGUGCGAUAAGACGUGCGGGAGCGUGCUUCGGCUGCAGGACUGGCGAUGCCUCUGGUGCAAGGCUAUGGUGCAUACAGCCUGCAUGGACCUGUACCCCCGCAAAUGUCCACUGGGCCAGUGCAAGGUGUCCAUCAUCCCACCCACAGCCCUCAACAGCAUCGAUUCGGACGGCUUCUGGAAGGCCACCUGUCCUCCUUCCUGUGCCAGCCCACUGCUGGUCUUUGUGAACUCCAAGAGCGGCGACAACCAGGGGGUCAAGUUCCUGCGGCGUUUCAAACAGCUCCUCAACCCCGCUCAGGUCUUUGACCUGGUCAAUGGCGGCCCUCACCUAGGCCUGCGUCUGUUCCAGAAGUUCGACAACUUCCGGAUCCUCGUGUGUGGAGGAGAUGGUAGCGUGGGCUGGGUUCUGUCCGAAAUCGACAAGCUCAGCCUCCACAAACAGUGUCAGCUGGGGGUGCUGCCCCUGGGUACGGGGAAUGACCUGGCGCGGGUGCUGGGCUGGGGGCCGUCCUGUGACGAUGAUGCACAGCUGCCGCAGAUCCUGGAGAAGCUGGAGAGGGCCAGUACCAAGAUGCUCGACCGGUGGAGCAUAAUGACCUACGAGAUUAAGAUACCUCCCAAACACAGCUGCCCUGCCACACCGGAGGAGGCAGAGGAGAACCAGCAGGUUCAGAUAUCCUCUUAUGAGGAUUCAGUCGCCGCCCACCUCACCAAGAUCCUCAACUCGGACCAGCACUCCGUCGUCAUCUCCUCCGCCAAGGUGCUCUGUGAGACGGUCAAGGACUUCGUGGCCAAAGUCGGCAAGUCGUACGAGAAAGCCACGGAGAAUACAGACGAGGCUGAGAGCAUGUCUGUGAAGUGUGCCAUCCUCAACGAGAAGCUGGACUCGCUCCUCCAAACCCUCCAAGUGGAGGCUCAGGCUACGGCCCUGCGCGGCACGCCGCCCAUCGUGGAGGAGGACCCAGAGGAGGUGGAGGAGCUGGAGGACCACAGCCAGGAGUCCCUGACUGAGCUGAAGGAGAAGCUGGAGGAUAGCGUCAUGGAGAAGGGAUCCCCGCACAAGGUCUUCAAAGCCAAAGAACAGCUCAUGCUUCGGGCCAAUAGCUUGAAGAAGGCAGUGAGGCAGAUCGUCGAGCAGGCAGAGAAAGUCGUCGAUGAGCAGAACGCUCACACUGAGGAGCUGCAGGACCCCCAGUCCCCGGCAGAUUUCCGGAAGGAGAGCGAGGAGGAGGACAAAGACAACGAAAAGGAUGAGGACACCAAAGAGCUGGAAUCUCAGUCCUCUAAGACGACGACACCGUGCUCCCCCCCGGAGAGAAGGCUGAGUCGGAGCACCCAAUCUUGUGGCUCUUUCUCCAUGCCCCCCUUCACCACCAGCAAGGAGAAUCUACCUGUGCUCAACACACGCAUCAUCUGCCCUGGCCUGCGAGCUGGUCUAGCUGCAUCCAUUGCCGGGAGCUCAAUCAUCAGCAAGAUGCUCCUGGCCAACAUAGACCCGUUUGGAGCUACACCAUUCAUUGACCCAGAUCUUGACUCUAUGGACGGCUACCUGGAGAAAUGCGUCAUGAAUAAUUACUUUGGCAUUGGACUAGACGCCAAGAUCUCCCUGGAGUUCAACAAUAAGCGGGAGGAGCAUCCUGAGAAGUGCAGGAGCCGUACCAAGAACAUGAUGUGGUACGGGGUGCUGGGCACCAAAGAGCUGCUGCAAAGGACCUACAAGAAUCUGGAGCAGAAGGUCCAGCUGGAGUGCGAUGGCCAGUACAUCCCCCUCCCCAGUCUCCAGGGAAUCGCUGUGCUGAAUAUUCCCAGUUACGCCGGCGGCACUAACUUCUGGGGUGGGACCAAAGAGGACGACAUAUUCUGUGCGCCCUCGUUCGACGAUAAGAUCUUAGAGGUGGUGGCCGUGUUUGGUAGCAUGCAGAUGGCCGUGUCCAGAGUUAUCAAACUCCAGCAUCAUCGGAUCGCCCAGUGCCGCACGGUGAAGAUCACCAUCCUAGGAGAUGAAGGUGUGCCCAUCCAGGUGGAUGGUGAAGCUUGGAUCCAGCCCCCUGGGGUUAUAAAGAUCCAGCACAAAAACCGGGCCCAAAUGUUGACGCGGGACAGAGCCUUUGAGAACACCCUCAAGUCCUGGGAGGACAAGCUGAAGUACGAUAAGCCCCCCCUGCGGCCACACCUCUACCCCCAGCAGUCUGUCGACCUGGCGACAGAAGACGAAGCCACGCUCAUCCAGAUGUGUGCCCGAGCCGCCGAGGAGCUCAUCACCAGGAUCUGUGAGGCUGCCAAGACCAAUGGACUCCUGGAACAGGAGCUGGCCCACGCCGUCAACGCCUGCUCCCACGCCCUCAACAAGACGCACCCCAAGUUCCCUGAGAGCCUGACCAGGAACACGGCCAUCGAAGUGGCCAGUAAUGUCAAGGCCCUGCACAAUGAGACCGAAUCGCUGCUGGUGGGCCGGGUGUCACUGCAACUGGACCCCCCCCACGAGGAGCUGCUGUCGAGCGCGCUGCAGAGCGUGGAGGUGGAGCUGGGGAAGCUGGCUGAGAUCCCCUGGCUGUACCACAUCCUGCAGCCCGACGACGAGGAGGACCCCUCCCUGGAGUAUGGCAAGAGGAAUAGCCGCAGUUCCAUGUUCCGCAUCGUGCCAAAGUUCAAGAAGGAGAAGGUCCUGAAGAAGGGCACCUCCCAGCCAGUUCAGAAGUGGGGUACUGAGGAGGUGGCCGCCUGGUUGGAGCAGCUCAGCUUGGGGGAGUACAAAGACACCUUCAUCCGCCACGACAUCCGCGGCUCCGAGCUCCUUCACCUGGAGAGGAGAGACCUCAAGGAUCUGGGGAUAUCGAAGGUGGGCCAUAUGAAGAGAAUUCUACAGGGAACUAAGGAGCUGGCCAAGAGCAACCUGAUGGACCUCUGAGAUGGGCGAGAUUCUGCAGCGUUCCACGGAGCUAUAUUUUACGAGAGAGCUUGGUACAGGGGGCGGAGCUCUGCAAGGACUGGGAGGAAGUCCCUCUUAAUGACAGCUGCCUGAAGGAGACCGACGCUGACGUGUUCUUUUGUUUAAGAGGGUAGCAGUGCCAAAUGUUCUAGAACGAGAGCUGUAGGUGGGUACACUCAAAAAUGCCAUUUUAAUGUGCUCCACUCCGGGCAAAGUCAGGUAUGCAACAAUCAGCAUUUUAAGGGACAGUCUUUGGCCUCCAGGGUGGGGGGAGGGGGGUAUGGCAAGUAGCAAAACAGAACUUCCAUGAAGCAUGUACUGUGGGUAGUGUUUGUGGCUUCUUAAUGCUAACUGACACAUUGGCUUUAUCAUUGAUGCUAGUAUCAGGAGGGAGACAUUAAUGUCUGAAAUAUCAUGCUUUCAACAGCAUUGUUUACAUUUUAGGUUGGCAGGGAGGAGUUGGCAGACACUGAAAAUGAAUGGUAGUUCAGUUGUAAUGGGUUUGGGACCAAGGACAAAAAAUUACUUUGGAGUCUCAUAAAACAGUGAAGUAAUGCAUGGUACGUCUGCUUGGUUUGGAAAUCUAUUUUAUUGCAUGAUUAAUGUCAGAUUUUUUAACAUACACAAAGAACACUUGAACGAGUUUUAUAUCGAUUUAAUAUUAUGCCAUUUGUUACUACUGAAGUCUGAAGUAACCCUUUGCCUCUAGGUUUCGUAAUUCGAUUUUUAGCAUGGAAGCUAUGCGUAAAGAAGCUGUGUUCUUUAGCAGUUGUGUGCCAUAUUUUUUUUUCGGCGUUAUUAACUGUUUUACGUACCUUAUAAGUCUGUUAUCCUAGUUCAUACAAACAGAUUUUUCAAAUACCAAGGACCUUAUGAACUGUUAGUUGGAAUGCGGUGUUUCACACAGGUAUAGCUAGGUUUGAGCGGUAUUACGGUAUACUACAGUAUUUCAUGCUUCAAAAUUAGCUAAGGAUCAGGUGAUAAAAUUAGCCAACGAAUUUUUAUUGCCAAGAUUUCAAAAUACCGGAAUAGCGUUGCUUUUGAAAAUACCGUCAAAAUACCGUAUACUGCGGUAUAAUGUCUGGACGGUAUGACGGUAUGAAAAAUUACAUACCGCGCAAGCCCAGGUAUAGGUAUGAACACUAGAACCAAAGGGAAGACAGUAUUUUGUAAGCAUUCGUUCUUCUUUGCCUAUUAAAAAAAGUAAUUAUUGCACCAAAAUGGCACUUGAACAUUUAAACACUAUCAGGAGUUGCUUUAGAAUGAAUCGUGAAAAGUUAUUUGCCAACAAAGUUAAUAUUUGUUAAGUUUAGUUAAGUUUUUUUGGGUUGUUGAUAGGUACUUUCUCGCUGUUUACUCGGCAAGAAAUAAUCUACUUAAUAAACAGCUCUUGGUGAUUGUUAGACUCUAUGUUUAGGUUCAACUUUCAAAAGCCAGUGCAUCAGUGUCUGGCUGUAACAUAACGCUUUAUCAGGUUAGGAAUAUUAUUUUAACACUUGAUGCAAAACUUACUGUGAGCUGUAAGUUUCCUGCAACCAGUGUGAGAUAGGUUUGUAGGACUUCAUUUUAAAUUGGUAUAGAUGAGGGCAUUACAGGGUAUACUGCUAUAUGAAAUUGUUCAGUUGUGUGUUUAUAUAAUAGAAGAUUUAAAUCUAUACGGUAAUAGUUAUAGGCCUUUGUAGAUUGCUUAUAAAAGACAGCUCACACAUUUAAAUGUGUGUUUUGCACCAGAACCCCAAUGUUAAUGAUAGUUUAGUGAACUCAUAUUUUUAUAUGCUGUUGUACUUUAAUGAAGGUGCAAUAUUGUACUUAUUUUGAUACUGUUGAUUGUAUUUUGAAGCUAUAAAAUGUGAGUGAGUUUGUUUUUGUUUUGGAAACUAAAAAGAGCGUUUCAUUAACUUCUCUCCUUGGUUCCUAGAAAAAGGUGGACCUUUAGGUAGCCCAACUAUAAAAUCAAAUGGCUUCGGACUGUCCAAAGUGCUUCCAGCAGCUGGUUAUUUCUCGUGUUCCACUGUGCUUCCUGGAUAAUUUAAGGAGAGGGUUUCUGGAAAUUUCCUUGUGCAAGUUCUAGAACAAGUUACAUGUUGGUUGUCACAUUACAUAAGAGCGGCCAUUUUGAAUAUACUUCAAUCAGAGUAUUAGUAUACAGUAGAGUGGCAAAUCAUCUUUACUUCCUCAGUAAAAUUAUUCAUUACAGCAAUUCCCCACUAGAUGGAGAAAGUACGAUACACAUUUAGACAAUACUCACUUUUUUUCUAACCAUUACAUGUUUUAGUUUGUAGACCUUUGAAUUAUUGUAAUACUUCCAAAUCAUUGCACACGCUGUAAGACUGACAUUAGCCCCUUAAUUUUUCUUUGCAAAUCAGUUUCUUGGGAAGUGAACGAGGGAAACUUUCCCAUUGCUUAGACACAGACAUAAUUUCAAUUGUAACCAUUUAUUAACUGCUAACAAAAUUGAAAACAUGCACUGAAAUUACGGGACUCAAUAGCACCGCUGCUUCUGUGGACAAUCAAAUGGUUUUGUUUAUGCUUCAUGCUGCAUUACUUGACAGGUUUCAAGAAAGAUAUUAAUAAAAAUCAGUAUUCAGUGUAGACCUGAAGUACCAGUAAACUAAAUGUAAGUUAUUGUUACUCUACACCGCUUAUUCUCUGAAUGUCCAAGAAAAAUGUAUUCCUCAUCAUUACGAUGAGAUUUAUUACAAAAAGAUACGUUAUCGCGUAACUAUGUAUUAAUCUAUUUCUUGAUCCCUGUUAUUAAAUGGUGCUUACAGCUUAGGUUUAAGUAACAUUUUAGACUGAAUUGGUUAUAUUUUAGUUUUUAAAUUCUCUCUCUUUUUUUUUUUUAUAACCUGGACUGUUUAAAGUUUUUUCUGCCUCAGGUAUGUCUAAGUUACUGGCCAGAUUUAUUUGUAUAGCUGGAGAUUCUGCGACUGCACUGUCCAAAACACUUUUGCCCCAUUGUUAAAACAACGCAAGUGUCCCCUUUAAGGUUUCCAGACGUGUGUUCCGUCUUUUGCUUCAUGGUUAAUUUGACCUUUGCGGCACUCGGUUUAAUAUAAACAAGUGAACCACAAGUAUGAAAUAGGAGGUGCAAAUAUGGUGUUUGGGAGAGGCAAGCGGUUCAUGUUAUUUUAUCGCGCAAAAACAGAACUGGGGUCCCGUCAUGAAAUAAAACUGGACACUGUGCACUAGCAUUGCCAGACAUACUGAGGUUUCCCUCAGUUGGCGGAAGAUAGAUAUUCAUAUCUGAGCUUAGAUUUCAGCAGAUACUAUAAAACACUACAUGUUUACGAUUAUAACUAAAUUCCAUUACGAAAGAGUAAUAUUUUGAAUGAGAAAUGAUGCCAAAAUAAUUAGCAAAAUGUAUUAUGUCUAUUUAUUAUCUAAUUCAGAUUUUUUUUUUUUUGCAUAUUGUUAACAUGUACGUUAACGAUUCAGUUUAAUCCAUGAUAUAAAACGAAAAACAAAAAUGCUUGCAAUAUUACUUUAAAACAACGCAGCGUAACAUAUUCAGCACCUAAAUUUUGUAGCUGAUAAAGGAACCGACAGGAAACGAUGUGUUACGUUUUCUUGACCGUGGUUUUGUUUAAUGGCUUCCACUUCUGUUUGCAUACAUCGUGCGGCGCACGUGAUACAUUUGGACAGCUUCUCCAUCUGCAAGUAUAAAACAUUUGAUAUUAAAUGAUGUACCGCGUUUGAUAUUAAGAUAGUUGAGUUAAUGACAGCACACAGUGCCUUAUUCAAACAAGGCGUGGCUUCCACUCUUUAACCAUUUAUUUGGACAGAAAAGGCCAGGAAAGGGGAUGGGUUCAGGUGACCUAAUGAUAUUCCUGUAACAUAUACCGUCUUCACCUUGAUAGCAUGGAAUGGUACAUAGUACACCUCCUUUUUUCCUUUUUUUAAUUGCCCCUCUCCCAGAGGCACUGUAAAAUCCAGUUUGGUGUUUAAAUUUGCAGUGCUACAAUGGACUGAAUCUUCAUUAUGAAAUUUUCAUAUCUUAAACGAAGUCCUCCCUAAGACUUGGUCCCCAUUGAGAAGAGAAGGAAGUACAGUGCAUUUAAUAAGGAAACUGACGCAAACGUAUACCAAAUAUCAGCGUUACCUGAGUAAUGAGAAUAAGCUGCGGACUACCUGGUUUUAAAACCACCUCAUUUCGUAGAACCGUGUAGAGGAUGCUAACAAACCUCUAACUUGAUUUCCAAAAAGGCGAAGGAGAACUUUCAUUUGUUUACAUUCUGUUUACAAUGGCACAGUUUCAUUUUAAACAUUUUAUAAUGUCUAAAUUAAUCAUAUAUAAUAUAUUAUAUUUGUUUAUAUAAUAUAUUAUAUAUCGUAUAGGUAUAUAAAUAGGUAUACACAAUUUUUGCGUAUUUAUUGCCUAAGACUUAACCAAUGUGUAAUGUGUUUUCACCUUUGGAAUAUAAUGUUACAUUUAUUGUAUAGAUAUAUGGGUGGUUUUGGUAAAGUAGUUAGUAAUUUUUAUGACUACUAAGUGACCGUUUUUUGUGCCUUUUUAUUGUAGAAUGCAUGGUUAACUAUUUAUUACAAUAUGGAAGUCACUGAGAUGUGUAUUUUUGUAUUCUGCUAAAAUUAAUGGGUAAACUUUGUUGUACAUUUUGAGAUGCCUUAAAGGCGAAUACUUAAUAUCUUCCUACAUCAAUAAACCUAAAGUCAUGAAAGA